AUGUCAACAACACAGGAAACAACACUACACACCAAGAAACCGUACCGGAUUUGUCAUCACUGUGAUCAUGUAAAGAUUUGUUGUUACGGUGAUCAUGGUGAUCAUGUAAAGAUCUGUUGUUACGGUGAUCAUGUAAAGAUCUGUUGUUAUGGUGGAAAUGUAAAGAUAUGUUGUUACGGUGAUCAUGUAAAGAUCUGUUGUUACGGUGGAAAUGUAAAGAUCUGUUGUUAUGGUGAUCAUGUAAAGAUCUGUUGUUAUGGUGGAAAUGUAAAGAUUUGUUGUUACGGUGAUCAUGAAAAGAUCUGUUGUUACGGUGGAAAUGUAAAGAUCUGUUGUUACGGUGAUCAUAUCUGUUGUUACGGUGGAAAUGUAAAGAUUUGUUGUCACUGUGAUCAUGUAAAGAUUUGUUGUUACGUUGAUCAUGUAAAUAUCUGUUGUUACGGUGAUCAUGUAAAGAUUUGUUGUUACGGUGAUCAUGUAAAGAUUUGUUACGAUGGAAAUGUAAAGAUCUGUUGUUAUGGUGAUCAUGUAAAGAUCUGUUGUUAUGGUGAUCAUGUAAAGAUUUGUUGUUACAGUGAUCAUGUAAAGAUUUGUUGUUACGGUGAUCAUGCAAAGAUUUGUUGUCACUGUGAUCAUGACAAGAUUUGUUGUUAUGGUGAUCAUGUAAAGAUUUGUUGUUACGGUGAUCAUGUAAAGAUUUGUUGUUACGGUGGAAAUGUAAAGAUUUGUUGUUACGGUGAUCAUGUAAAGAUUUGUUGUUACGGUGGAAAUGUAAAGGUUUGUUGUUACGGUGAUCAUGAAAAGAUUUGUUGUCACUGUGAUCAUGUAAAGAUCUGUUGUUACGGUGGAAAUGUAAAGAUUUGUUGUCACUGUGAUCAUGUAAAGAUUUGUUGUUACGGUCACUGUGAUCAUGUAAAGAUUUGUUGUUACGGUGAUCAUGUAAAGAUUUGUUGUCACUGUGAUCAUGUAAAGAUUUGUUGUUAUGGUGAUCUUGUAAAGAUUUGUUGUUACGGUGAUCAUGGAAAGAUUUGUCGUCACUGUGAUCAGUCUCUAGAUGACAAAUGA
Molecule: messenger RNA, 1065 nt
Organism: Ylistrum balloti
Lineage: Eukaryota; Metazoa; Mollusca; Bivalvia; Pectinida; Pectinidae
Product: keratin-associated protein 5-5-like
Exons: 4
Coding region: 1-1065 (354 amino acids)
Source: RefSeq, a predicted model, not a curated record